AUGAUUUAUUUAACAACGUUUUUUUUAGUACCUCGAACUGUUUAUUCAAAAGCAGAUGCACAUCGUGAUCAAAUAUUAUUUGAAUAUAUUUUAGAUGAAUUUCAAACACUUUUAAAAUCAACAAUGGAUCUAGAUGAUCAAUUUAGUGAUGAUACAAAUGAAUGGUUAUUGAUUGAUCAUCGUCUUCAAUCAAUUAAAGAAAAUUUUCAAUUUUUAUUUCCUAGAAAAAACCGUAAACAUCGAGAAAUCAAAACAAAUCUUAUUCAAGCAGAAGAUAUAAAACAUGCUAUAAAACUUCAUCGUUUUAUUUCUAUUCAUGAUGAUCUUGAAAUACUUCAUCAACGUUUAAUUAAUAUAAAUUAUCGUUUAAAAUCUCUUUUAUCUGGUGAUCAAUUACGUAUAAUAAAUGAUUUAAAAUUAAUGUUUGAUCGUUUAAAUUUAAUAAAACGAAUUGUUAAAAUUUAUUUUGAACGUUUAGAAAAAUGA
Rotaria sordida is the source of this 486-nucleotide messenger RNA. The record is from the annotation of a GenBank genome assembly. NCBI's taxonomy places the organism in Eukaryota, Metazoa, Rotifera, Eurotatoria, Philodinida, Philodinidae.